UCAAGAGCAGGGUUUUGGCGAAAGGGAAACAUAGGGGACCCGAAGAUCUAAAGGAGAAGGGAGAAUAUUACAACACACUCUGGAUUUGAAAGUAACAUUGACAUUAUUUAUGCAUUUAAACUGUACUUUACGUUUUAUCGGUGGAGUGGAAGGAUCUGUCGGUAAAAGCAGGACUGUGUAAAACUAAUAGGGUGAGUGGGGAUUGGAGGAAGCGCGCGUCGUCGGGUCAAAAUGUCGAUUCAGUACGAAGUGGAGCCGCUGGCAGACAGCUACGGGGUAGCGGACUCGUUUCCCAAAGAUUUUGGCUAUGGAGAAGAGGAGGCCGACAUCGAGGAUAGCCCAACUCCAUCUGACAGUAAACCUAGAAUUCUGUUGAUGGGUUUGCGGAGAAGUGGCAAGUCGUCAAUACAGAAGGUGGUAUUCCACAAAAUGUCUCCCAACGAGACGUUGUUCCUGGAAAGCACCAACAAGAUCUACAAGGACGACAUCUCCAGUAGCUCAUUUGUCAACUUCCAGAUCUGGGACUUCCCGGGUCAAGUGGACUUCUUCGACCCCACCUUUGACUACGAGAUGAUCUUCAGAGGCACGGGGGCUUUGAUAUUCGUCAUUGACGCACAGGAUGACUAUGUGGAGGCAUUGGGCAGACUCCACCUCACCGUGUCGCGGGCCUACAGGGUCAACCCUGAGAUUAACUUUGAGGUGUUCAUCCACAAAGUGGACGGCCUCUCCGACGACCACAAGAUCGAGACCCAGAGGGACAUCCACCAGAGAGCCAACGACGACCUGGCAGACGCCAGCCUAGAGAAGCUUCACCUCAGUUUCUAUUUGACAAGUAUCUAUGACCACUCGAUAUUCGAAGCCUUCAGUAAAGUGGUCCAGAAGCUUAUCCCACAGCUGCCAACACUGGAAAACCUUCUAAACAUCUUUAUAUCCAACUCCGGCAUAGAGAAGGCCUUUCUGUUUGACGUGGUCAGUAAGAUCUACAUCGCUACAGACAGCAGUCCGGUGGACAUGCAGUCUUAUGAGCUGUGCUGUGACAUGAUCGACGUGGUUAUAGAUGUCUCCUGCAUCUAUGGUCUGAAGGAGGACGGCAGUGGUAGUGCCUACGACAAGGAGUCCAUGGCCAUCAUCAAGCUGAAUAACACCACAGUCCUCUACCUGAAAGAGGUCACCAAGUUCCUGGCGUUGGUCUGCAUCCUCCGAGAGGAGAGCUUUGAGCGCAAAGGCUUGAUAGACUACAACUUCCACUGUUUCCGGAAGGCCGUCCACGAGGUGUUUGAGGUGGGCGUUUCCACACCGUGGACGGGCUCCCAGGCGGCCGGCACGCCCUGCACCAAGGCUGUGACACUCAACGGCACCCCCCGGAGCACUGUCUAAACACAGAUGGACAGACAGACAGACAGACCGACAGAGAGAGGAAAGGAAAGAAAGAUGGGGAGGGAGCGUGCGGAAAAGACUAAUGGAUUGGGGUUUUCAGUAAACCAAUCAUAUCUCUCGCUCCCAGAUCCUAAAAAUCACAGGAAGAGGACUAGAGCAAAAAAUUCAAAGGAAGAGUCAGCGCUGAACCCAAAGCCCAGAGGGUAAGGAGGAUUGCGAGCUUACAAAGCUAGGAUGGAAGGGAAACUAAAUGCAGAGAUACUAGGAACAUUCGUAAAUUUCGUGUGAAUACAAGGCAUUGUUUUCUCGGCACCGUUUGCCACCAGUAAAAACAGCGAAAUGAAAGUCCAACAGGACUGCUAUACGCAAGCAAAAGCGUAUUUGGCAUUUGGGAACUUUCAGUGAGAAAAGGCCUCGCGUGCUGCAAGUCCCAAGAGCCCUGAGGAAGCUUGAUAAUAUCGCUGUCUGUUUUAGCUGCUGGUUCAUCCAUGUGAAGAACUACUUUUAAAAAAUUUAAACAUUGAUGUAACCCUCGAUAAGGAGAAGAAACUGCAAAGUCUGUACGGGGAUCAGUAUAGUUGUGUAACCCUGUGCAGACUUAUGAGUCAAUCUCUAAGAAAUGCUUGGUGUUUAUCCAAAACGCACAUAGUAACACUUUCUCAAGGCCUUAUUUAGAUUGAGCUUGCCUGUUGCAAGCUUUCUCUCACUACUCACUCACCUGUAUGCUGCCCAAGACUUUGCUUCUGGUUUCACUACUUCUGAAGAAAACAGGGUUCCUCAGAGUGCUAAAGGGAUUGUAGUGUCCACUUGUUCUUCGUGUGUGUGUGUUGAGUACGUGUGUGUGUGUGUGGCUGGAAAAUAGGAUAGUUUGUGAUUAUGGAUUCAUGACUGUGCCCCAUCAUGUUGGUUUGCCAGUGUAUGCCCUAUGCUCAAAGUUGCUGUUGUGUCAUACUGUAUAAUGCUAUGCCAUGUUGGAAAACUGAGCUAAAAAAUAAACCUGUGAUCAGUGAUGCUUAUAAAUUUUGAAACAACAUUAUAGAUUCUAACUACAAUAUGUUGCAGUUGGAUAUCUGAUUCAUUAGAAUCUUGCACAUACAACAUAUUCUAAAUAUAGUAUUCUGGAAAUAUCCCAUUGCAUUGGCUUAUUCUCUUGGCUUGGCUAUCAAAUGAUGUAUGGAAUACAAUCACAUUCUAUAUAUAUAUAUAUAUAUCCCUUGUGCAUACAGUAGUCAGUUUAGCAAUAUUUUCUGGCACCGAAUCGUAAUACUGCCCCGCAUGGAUGCUUGCCUUAGACCAAAUGCUAAUAACACCCAACCAACUGUGCCAAUCUUCAACUGUGUGCAACUCAUACAUGUAUGACAUCACAAGUUCUUUGAGCAUGACCCUUCUCUUUACUGAGCAGGUGGAGUCCGAUGCCAUUAGGAAUGAGCUAGUCUGGUCCCAGAUCUGUUUGUGCUGUCUUGCCAAGGCGUGACAAUGAACAGAAGAGUUGGCAAGAAGGCACAAACAGAUCUAGGACCAGUCUAACUAGGAAAGGUCUCUGAUGGGAUCUAUAUAUUCUGGUUGUGUGGCAUCAAUGGACAUAUAAUUUCAUGAUGGUUAUAAUGAUGAACAGAAUGGUGGCAAUGAAAUGCUGGUCACCACUUCUUCAAACCCUGCCUUAUGUGACUGGUCGAUACACUCACUCAUCCCCAUCGCGCCGUCUGGCGCAUAUAGGACAGCAACAACUGCUUUCCACUUCUGGCGCUUCUUUGGCAAUCUACUCUACUGUGCUCGAGCUCUCCUGGUGUUGGAGAUCAGCAUUCCGGUGUCUAUAUUAGGUCAGUCUCAGAGUCACAAGGAGUUGGGCCAUUGCUUCUGGUUUGUCUGAGGAGUUUGGCGUUUAAUGCGUUAGGCCAACAGAUGUGGAGUGUUCUUCGCAGACAAGAUGUGUGGAAGGUGAAUUGUUUGUUGAGGUCCAGUUCAGUCACUUUCCAAUACUCUGUACCAUAUAGCACAACUCUGGUGGAUUUAGAAUUAGGUCUUUGUGCUAUUAUCUAUUACCUUGAAUUACAAAUUUGUUGGAACAUUGUGAAGGUUUCACUUUAGCUGAGGGUUCUGCGGCAAGGACUUGUCAGUUUUAUCACAGCAAUCCACACGAAAAACACGAAACGCAGCAUGAAGCCAAUAUGAAAACCCAUUCCAAGCAUGUAUGCAAUAAUGUGUCAUCAAGCUGAAUUAUUCUCAGCAUAGCAUUGCUCAUUGUAUUUCACUGUGGGUAGGGGAGACCAGGUCUAACAAUGAAACUGAAACGUGGGAAAAAAUGACCAAAUUUCAUUAUUCUGCCCUGAACGCAAGAAAGGUGUUGUUUUUUGCCUGUGUUUGUUUUGUUCAUUUGAUUUUUGCAAAUAGUAGACAUUUGGGACUAUAGUAAAUCCACUGUUGUCAGUUCUGCCAGAGGUUUUAUCAUUCACAUGAAAUAAACACUUGCACAUCAAAA
Messenger RNA from Coregonus clupeaformis (lake whitefish), 3856 nucleotides. RefSeq names its product ras-related GTP-binding protein C. Gene Ontology annotation, molecular function: GTP binding; GTPase activity. Bases 232 to 1377 code for a protein of 381 amino acids. The transcript has 7 exons. Gene Ontology annotation, biological process: regulation of autophagy; cellular response to starvation; positive regulation of TOR signaling. Gene Ontology annotation, cellular component: nucleus; lysosome; Gtr1-Gtr2 GTPase complex. Lineage: Eukaryota; Metazoa; Chordata; Actinopteri; Salmoniformes; Salmonidae. The record is from RefSeq and is a predicted model, not a curated record.